AUGGGCAAGGGAAAUGAGCCAGAUAUGAAAAAAGAAGAAGUUGCUGAUCAUGGUUCGUCGCGUGUGGAUGACCUAGAAUCUCGUUCUCGACUUAGUGUGGAGAGGGAGAUGGGAUUGCCAUGUUGUCGCGUGUGCCAGUGUGCUGAGUCUGAUAAGCGGGGAGACGCUGCACUGGAGUUUUUGGGCAUUACCAAGGGGGAAGUAAAGUCUGAUGACAAGGGAGUUCCGGAAGAUACCGUUCUGAACAGAAACUUCGAAAGUAAAGCGGGGACGAUGGAAUUUGUAGGCCCUGAUGGGGAGGUUUUUGUAUGUAAGAAUGAUUUGGAAAAUGGUUUGUCUCAUGAAGAUACGUUACUAGAACUUGGUUGUUCUUGUAAAAAUGACCUUGCUUUGGUACACUAUGCUUGUGCACUCAAGUGGUUUAUCAACCAUGGAUCUACCAUUUGUGAAAUAUGUGGACAUGUAGCAAAUAAUAUCAAGAUAUCUGACUUCAACAAGGUUGUUGGUUCUUUGAAAGAGUAUGAAGCGUUGAGGGAAAGAACUGUCAACGGAGAUCCUGGUCCUGCGCAAGAUCAUCCAAAUACUAGUGUGGAUCCUGAUGCCGUGGCUGCUAUUCGGAGGCAACGGUUGAGUGAAAUUGCACUAUGGUUUUGUCCUCAUAAUAGCAGUAACUUAAACGACAAUAGCAAUGCCGACUCAGUUUCACAGCUUGUUUCUCAACAGCCUUUGAAUAUUUUUAUCGAAGAAGCUGGACCCGAACAGAACACUGCAACUAAGUGGGCCGUAGAAGGUACUGGGAUCCUGCUUGCUACAGGGCUGCUUACCAUCACCCUUGCAUGGCUUAUAGCUCCUCGUGUUGGGAAGAAAACUGCAAGAAGUGGUCUUCACAUCUUACUUGGAGGUGUUUGUGCUUUAACAGUGGUGAUUUUUUUCCGCUUCUUUGUGCUUACCAGAAUCAAGUACGGACCUGCACGUUAUUGGGCAAUAUUGUUUGUUUUCUGGUUUCUUGUCUUUGGAAUAUGGGCUUCUCGGACACACAGUGCCAAUACAACAUGA
This is a messenger RNA of Lathyrus sativus (Indian pea), 1056 nucleotides long. The record is from the annotation of a GenBank genome assembly. Lineage: Eukaryota; Viridiplantae; Streptophyta; Magnoliopsida; Fabales; Fabaceae.